AAUUAUGCAACCAUUUUGCUCUGGAUAAUAUGGCGUUAGAGAUGGGGAUAAAUUCCUGUCCAAUUCAAGCAAAACACACGGUCGAGGUUUUUCUUGAACUUGCAGUAACUGGUGGUGAGACUUUGAUGAAAUUGUAACGCCAUUGAAGCUCUGAGAAGGAGGCUUAGAUAUUCAUUCUUUUCUUUGCAAGACGCUUCACAUGGCUGGGAGUUCUAAUACGAUUAAUACAUCGCAACGUCAAUCACUUGAAAUCUUCAAUCUCAAUGCAAAUAGCAAUGAGAAGACCGAGACAGAAGGCCAAAGUUAUCAGAUGCAGAAGGCUGGACCUCGAACUCCUUCUGGUCGGUUGCCUGUUGAUAAAUGGAUGGCAUUUGAUAAAAAUGAAUUCCAAAAUUCAAAAACAGAAAUCAAUACUUCAUUGCUUCAAUCUAUGAAGAAAGGGAGGGAGCUAUCUAAUGGAUCUGAUAUUGCAGAUGACAAUUCCUUGAAAGGAAACAGCAAUAGGAUCUUAACGGAUGCUGGUAUUGCUGAAAGGGCUGCAGAAUGGGGCUUAGUGAUUGAAAAUGACAAAGGCGGGGGCAAAACAAUAGGUGUAAGUCAAAGGUUAUCAAAGGGGGGAAGCCAAUUUGCUGAAGGGAAUAGUGGGGGUUCCUUUAGAGCAUCGGAACAAUCAGACCCUGAUUCAUUCUUCCCUAGAGUUUCUCAAGAACUAAAGGAUGCUUUGUCUACACUUCAGCAAACAUUUGUUGUAUCAGAUGCUACAAAACCCGACUGUCCAAUUAUGUAUGCAAGUGCUGGUUUCUUUAGCAUGACGGGCUACUCGCCAAAGGAAAUUAUUGGCAGGAACUGCCGCUUUCUUCAAGGACCUGAUACAGAUCCUAUGGAAGUUUCAAAAAUAAGGGAAGCUCUGAGAACAGGGCAAAGCUAUUGUGGGAGACUUUUGAAUUACAAGAAGGAUGGUACCCUCUUCUGGAAUCUUCUCACUGUUACUCCCAUAAAGGAUGAGAAUGGGAAAGUCAUCAAAUAUAUAGGAAUGCAGGUUGAGGUUAGUAAGUACACAGAAGGCUUGAAUGAAAAGGCUACACGACCCAAUGGAUUACCUAAAUCUUUAAUACGUUAUGAUGCUCGUCAGAAGGACAAGGCAAGGUCUUCCAUUACUGAGGUCCUUCAGAUUGUAAAGCACCCACGCAGACACAGUCAAGUAGCAUUUCAUGAAAUUCCUCGCCCAUUUGAUGGGCGUAGUGAGUAUUUUCACGUUGAUUCUCCCAAACCGAAAGUUGUGGAAUCUGGAAACUUUAUUUCACAUGACAGAAGUUAUUCCCAGGGGGAUUCUAAAAACGGAAUAUCUGGGGUAAGUGAAUAUCCUGAUGGUGGCAAGAAAACGAGAAAAUCGCGAGUUUCCUUGAUUGGGUUUAGAGGGAGGGCUUCUAGUCUUGCAGAAAAGCGGGAGCAUGUGCCAAGUGUUGAGCCUGAAGAUCUAAUGAUCAAAGAUACACCACUCUCUGACAGCUGGGAACAUCUAGAAAGAGAAAGAGAAAUUCGCCAAGGCAUUGAUUUAGCAACAACUUUGGAGCGCAUUGAGAAGAAUUUUGUCAUAACUGACCCUAGACUUCCUGACAAUCCAAUAAUAUUUGCAUCUGAUAGCUUCCUUGAAUUGACAGAAUACACUCGAGAAGAAAUACUUGGAAGAAACUGUAGGUUUCUUCAAGGCCCUGAAACAGAUCAAGCUACAGUUGAUAAAAUAAGAGAUGCUAUCAGAGAUCAAAGGGACGUCACUGUCCAGUUGAUCAACUAUACCAAGAGUGGGAAGAAAUUCUGGAAUCUGUUUCACUUGCAACCAAUGCGUGACCAAAAGGGGGAGCUUCAAUACUUUAUCGGUGUUCAAUUGGAUGGAAGUGAUCAUUUGGAGCCCCUUCAAAACCGCCUUUCUGAGACAACGGAGCUUGAAAGUGCUAAAUUGGUCAAAGCUACUGCAGAGAGCGUCGAUGGAGCUGUUCGAGAGCUUCCUGAUGCCAACUUGAGACCUGAGGAUUUAUGGGCGAUCCAUUCUAAACCUGUGCUUCCUAAGCCUCAUAAAAGGAAUAGCCCUUCAUGGAGGGCAAUACAAAAGAUUACUGAAAGUGGUGAGCGAAUUUCUCUGAAGCAUUUCAAGCCCAUAAAACCUUUAGGAAGUGGUGACACGGGCAGUGUCCAUCUUGUGGAAUUACGAGGUACGGGUGAAACUUUUGCCAUGAAAGCAAUGGAUAAGUCUAUUAUGUUGAAUCGUAACAAGGUCCAUCGAGCAUGCAUGGAAAGGGAGAUAAUGUCACUAUUGGAUCAUCCAUUCCUUCCAACACUGUACACCUCAUUUGAGACUGCAACACAUGUAUGUUUAAUAACAGACUUUUGCCCUGGUGGUGAGCUAUUUGCAAUGCUUGAUAAGCAGCCUAUGAAGAUUUUGAAAGAAGAAUCUGUAAGGUUUUAUGCAGCAGAGGUUGUAGUUGGCUUGGAAUAUCUUCAUUGCUUGGGAGUGAUAUAUCGAGACCUCAAGCCUGAAAACAUUAUGCUUCAAAGGGAUGGACAUGUUGUACUGACAGAUUUUGAUCUAUCUUUUCUGGCAUCUUGUAAGCCACAGAUUAUAAAAAUGGCAUUGCGUACAAAGAAGCGAAAUUCAAAACGUGAACCACCAUUAUUUUUUGCAGAACCAACUUCACAAUCAAAUUCAUUUGUGGGAACAGAAGAGUAUAUUGCUCCGGAAAUUAUAACAGGAGCAGGUCAUAGUAGUGCCAUUGAUUGGUGGGCUUUGGGUAUUUUACUGUACGAGAUGCUCUAUGGUCGCACGCCUUUUCGAGGAAAGAACAGGCAAAAAACUUUUGCUAACAUACUGCACAAGGACCUUACAUUUCCUAGUAGCAUCCCAGUGAGUCUUACAGGUAGGCAAUUAAUCCAUGGAUUACUGCACAGAGAUCCAGCUAAUCGCUUGGGAUCAAGCAGAGGUGCCAGUGAAAUCAAGCAACAUGCAUUCUUUUGUGGAAUUAACUGGCCUCUUAUACGCUGCAUGAAACCACCACAACUGGAUGUUCCUCUUGAAUUAAUUGGUAAGGAAUCAGAGAACAAAAAUUUGGAUGUACAGUGGGAUGACAAGGAAGCAGCUGUGUUUUGAUCUCUGCUCUUGGUGAUUCAUUGGUACAAGAUGCUCUCAUAAAAUAAAUUCCAUUAUAUUCCUAUGUACACUAAUCCAAAUAAGAGUUUCCGUCUCUUGUACAUCGAUGACUGUAAAUGAAUUUUCUUUAAGGAAGUGGCUUGUAUCAUAUUCAUCUUGCUAUUGUAUUGAAAUAUGCAUGAUUUCGUGAUAA
Molecule: messenger RNA, 3335 nt
Organism: Amborella trichopoda
Lineage: Eukaryota; Viridiplantae; Streptophyta; Magnoliopsida; Amborellales; Amborellaceae
Product: phototropin-2
Biological process (GO): protein phosphorylation
Cellular component (GO): nucleus
Molecular function (GO): protein kinase activity; ATP binding
Source: RefSeq, a predicted model, not a curated record